Messenger RNA from Hirsutella rhossiliensis, 795 nucleotides. RefSeq lists its product as uncharacterized. The record is from RefSeq and is a predicted model, not a curated record. Bases 1 to 795 code for a protein of 264 amino acids. The transcript has a single exon. NCBI's taxonomy places the organism in Eukaryota, Fungi, Ascomycota, Sordariomycetes, Hypocreales, Ophiocordycipitaceae.
AUGGCGUGCCAGGCGUCGGGCUGCACCGUCACCAUUGUCCUCGCCACCAUCAUCCCCUCCGUCGUCGUCCUCCUCACCGUUGCCCUGCUGUGCUGGCGCCUGCUUAGGCGAAGGUCGCGUCUCUUCAACCGAGGCAUCACCCCCAUUGACGAUGAGGAGAUUGAGUCGUGGAAGUCGGGAACGACGCCCGAAAAGCACUCGGAGCCGCCGCCGAGCCCCUGGCGCGACAGCCUCACCUCGUGCCACCGCGUCACCAACUCGGUCACCUUGACCCGCAAGCCCACCAGCGUCAUCGUCUACCAGAGCCCGUCCCAGUACGGCGUCCGCCUCUCCGAGGACCUGUCUUCGUCCCCGGCCCACGCCAGGCCGAGCUUCGACGUGCCCCCAACGCCCGUCCUCGCCCGAGCCCCCAACGCGAGGCCCGGCCUAACCGACGAGGCGGUCCAGGGCGAGGACGCCUUUGUCUCGCUGGCCAGGCGUCAACCGUGUCGUCUGGCCAAGCCGCCGCCCAAGGGCUCGCGGCACAACCGCAGCAAGAGCUCGCGGGCCACCAUGUCAGGCACCACGGGCUCCCACAACACGUGGUACGGCCAGCAGUUUGAAUAUCACAAACUGCCCCGGAGGUCUGCCGACCACAUCCUCCCUGUCCCGGCAGCGUACAUGCCAGAGUUCAGCGACGUCCACACGUCACACUCGACGCCUGUCCGCACAUCGUUUGACGAGGAAAUCUGGCUGGGCGGCCUCUCCCCCCGGCCCCUGAUACGGAAAUCCGAGAUUGGGCGGGCCAUAGGAUGA